AUGAUGAAGGAAAACCUGAAUUCAAAGCUCAAUGAUGCAAUAACAAAGUUUUGUAAAAAGGAAAGUUUGAGGAUUUUGAAAGAAAGGAUGACAAAUGUAAUUUUUGAAGAUAAAACUGAAAGCACAGAAAUUUUGGAAUUUCCAAGUAUCGAAACUGGACGUGAAGGUACCAAUUUGAAACUAGUUUUGGGAGAAAAAAGAAAUGAUGAAAAAGAGAAUGAAGAUAAAAAGGGAAAUGGUGAACAACACAAUGAUAAUGAUGGACUUGAACCUGAAGUAGAUUAUUUUCUUGAUGGAAACGAAUUUGAUAAUGAAGGAACAAAAAAUGAUGGAGAGAUUAAUAGAAAAGAAAAUGAUGAAAAAAAUAAGGCGAAACUGAAGCAAAAGAGAAUGAUGGAAAGAUUAAUGAAAAUGAGAAUGAUGAAGAGAAAAAAGAUAAGGAGACUGUAG
Molecule: messenger RNA, 450 nt
Organism: Lactuca saligna
Lineage: Eukaryota; Viridiplantae; Streptophyta; Magnoliopsida; Asterales; Asteraceae
Source: the annotation of a GenBank genome assembly